GAAGAGGGGCCGUUGCUUCCGCCUUGCUCUUGGCUGCUUCUGGGUAGCGGAGCCCGCAGAGAGGAAGAUGGCGGAGUCGGAGCCUAAAAGGAAAAUACCAUUGGUGCCAGAAAACUUGCUUAAGAAGAGAAAGGCCUACCAGGCAAUCAAGGCCACCCAGGCAAAGCAGGCUUUGCUGGAUAAGAGAAAGCAUCAGAAAGGAAAACAGAUUAAAUUCAAACGUCUUGAGGCAUUUGCACGUGACUCCCAUCGGAAACUCAGAGAUGAGGUCCGCCUGCGGCGUAUGGAACACAAACCUGGAGUAAUGCUACUACCCGAGGGACACAAACUGGCAUUUGCUGUACGAAUUAUUGACAUUAAAGGGGUGAGUGUAAAGGUUCAACACGUCAUACAGAGGUUGCGGUUGAGAAAGAUUUACAGUGGCACAUUUGUUAAGCUGUCGCCAGCAUCGCUGAAAAUGCUGCGGAUUGUGGAGCCUUACGUGGCAUGGGGAUACCCCAACCUGAAAUCUAUUCGGGAGCUGAUCCUGAAACGAGGCCAUGCCAAAAUCAACAAGAAAAAGCUUGCCCUUACAGACAAUGUUCUGAUUGAAAAGCAUUUGGGAAAUUAUGGUAUCAUUUGUCUAGAAGAUCUUAUUCAUGAAAUUUACUCAGCUGGAAAGCAUUUUCAUGAAAUCAAUAAAUUUUUGUGGCCGUUCCAUCUGUCAGUGGCUCGUCAUGCUGCUCGUAAUAAAAUGGGGUUCCGGAAGGAAAUUGGCAACCCCGGAUUUCGGGGUGAUGGAAUCAACCAGCUCAUACGACAUUUGAACUAGACUCAACUUUAUCACAUUCAAUGUCAAACUGCCACCUUUCAAGAACUUCACUGGUUUCCUUACUGGAGAUCACCACAACGAGCCGUUGAACUGAGCACUCAGAGAGCCAUUCUGAGAAGAAAAGGGGAAAAAAAUCACAAGGCCAUGAUUUUAAAAACAUUUCUACCACCUAAAGAAAUUGUUCCUUUCAGUCAACACUUCUACUAACUUUCCAUAAAUUGUCCUUGCAUUGGUAAUCCACAGUUUAUAUAAUGAAUUUGCCUGGCACAUUUGCCUGCAAAAAUUAGUCUUAUGCACAAGAAGUCACUUUAGAAGAAGAAAUCCAAGCGGCAUCUCUAUAAACAUGUCAGGUUACUUGCUAACAUACAACAGGGACGGCCAGCUUCUAUAUUCUUGGAGAACUACUCCAUGCAGCAGUUCAGGGGCUGGGAAGCUUUUUGACCUAACAAUGCUUCACGUAUGGUCAGGGGCGCAGUAUUACAGCAGUAACAGUUUCAUGCCCAAGCACAUGUGUCCCAGAACUGUGGUCACAGCUAACAAGAGAGAAAAGUUGCAUCCAUCUCAUACAAAUUUUGAAAACAAUUUUCAAUCCUAUGCUAUACUAUGGGCAGUUUAAAUACACUCACACCUGACUUAUGGAGAUAAAUGUGUCUGGAUCAAGAGCCAUAAAAAUAAUUCCAAGGGGAAGAAUCAACCUAUGAAGUACCAGUUCUCCAUUACUGAUAUACAUAUUGACAUGGUCUAAGAAAUAUUCAUCAUCGAAUAUACAUAUUUGACAUUUAAAUGGCAAGCUUCAUUACAGAACUUAUAAAUGAACUAUCAUAUCUGAGGUACUCCACUGCUUAUAAUCGAUUAACCAAAAUUUAAACUUCAGCACCUUUUAGCUGUCCUACUACAUUAUUCAGAUAGUUUUUAAGUUCAGAAUCUGCAGUUACAAGCAUAGUAAGUCCAUAUUUCUGAACAUGCGUGAAGGUUUCAGCAGGAUAGAUCCCACGUUGGUAUAAGAUACUGUUGAUGCCAUAUG
Molecule: messenger RNA, 1835 nt
Organism: Eublepharis macularius
Lineage: Eukaryota; Metazoa; Chordata; Lepidosauria; Squamata; Eublepharidae
Gene: RPL7L1
Product: ribosomal protein L7 like 1
Exons: 7
Coding region: 68-811 (247 amino acids)
Biological process (GO): maturation of LSU-rRNA from tricistronic rRNA transcript (SSU-rRNA, 5.8S rRNA, LSU-rRNA)
Cellular component (GO): cytosolic large ribosomal subunit
Molecular function (GO): structural constituent of ribosome; RNA binding
Source: RefSeq, a predicted model, not a curated record